CACGAAAAAGCACCCCCUAGCGUGCAAAAUCCGAAACCUUCCUUUUGUCUCCUUCAAUCCAAUAUGGCGGUAAACGAUGUAUGAAAGGUGCAGAAUGUUAUGAUUUGAAACGAAUAAAAAAAAUAGUAAAAUAGCAACGAAACCCGUGAAAUAAGCGCUUCUACCGGUGUGUUAACGACAAAACACUGUUAAUAAUACAAACGGAUCAAUAUUCAGUGACGUGUGUGUGAAAAAACGUGUUAUUUAUAUUUGUGAAAUAUUAUUUUCUGUGUGGGUUUUCGCUAAUGCAUCACGGUGUAUUGCUAUGUGACAGAAAACGUAGAUAUGUCUGCCGAUGCUGAUAAGGAAACGGCAUGUCCGAGUGUUAGUGCAAACCAGAGUGGCGGGGAGGAUUCGACGGAGGAAGCGACCAAAAAGAAGAAAUCCUCUCGAAAAGUCUCUUUUCCUGAUGAAGAACACCUUGUCACUCAGUAUUUCGAGCCUGCGAACCCUUGGCACAAUGUGCCGGCGACGACGCGGGCGCAGCUGGCGGCGCAGUACCUCGAGUCGUGCCGGCGCCACAACACGCCCGCCAUCGACUCUGUGCUGCAGCAGAUACGGGAACUGCCAGAAGGCGUGAUAGGCGGAGGCAUGCGCGCGCCGCGCCUCACGCUCUCCUACUGUUCCCUUCUCGGCUCCGCUCCGUGCGACGCUCUAGAAGCAGUGCUACAUCGCGCGCAGUUCCGCCGUCUAGAGCUAGAGUGUGACAUAGACGACGAAGGCGCGGAGGCGCUGUUUGACAUGAUCGAGUACUAUGAGAGCGCCACGACGGUGGCCAUUGCCGGGCCAAGGCACUUCGGCAUCCGGGGGUGGCAGGCGGCUUCUAGAAUGAUCAAGAAGAGCGCAGAGCUAUCGGAGUUGGAAGUGUCAGACGGAGCAAUAGAGGCGACGCACGCGCCGGUACUGGCGCGCGCGCUGCGGCCGGCCGCGUGCAGGCUGCGCGCGCUCUGCCUGCAGCGGGCAGCCCUGGCCGGCGAGCCGCUCCUGUGCCUCGUUAUAGCAUUAAAAUGCAACCGGUCAGUGCGAGAGCUCAGGCUGUGCGACAACCGGCUGACGGGCGCCGACGCCGCGCAGAUAGCCGCGCUGCUCAAGAUCAACUCCCGGAUACAGCUCCUCGACCUGUCCAACAACCAGAUACAGGAUGCUGGCGUGGGCCACAUAGCGGACGCGCUAGUUGAGCAGUCGACACAGUCGCCUCCCUCAGCCAAUAGCUCACCUAUGUCGCCACACACAUGCCCGCUGGUGGGCGGCGGGCACGAGGCGCGCGGGCUGGCGUUCCUGGUGCUGUGGAACAACCAGCUCACACGCAACGCGGCGCACCACCUCGCCAGGAUGGUGCGAGCGUCGAAGUCCCUGUGCGUGCUGAACGUGGGCCGCAACGCCAUCGGCAGCGCGGGCGUGCGCGUGGUGGGCGCCGGCGCGCUGCUGUCGCUCGGGCUGCAGGGCGCGCGCAUACUGGCCGACGCGGCGCCGCUGCUGCAGCAGGCGCUGCUGCAGGACACGCAUCUGCAGAGGAUAGACCUGCGCGACAACAGGCUGGGCGCGGAGGGGCUGCAGGCGAUCCUCGCCGCCAUGGAGACCAACACCACCCUGACCCAGGUCGACCUGGACGACCCCGUGACGUCAUCUCCGAGCGAGGAUCCAGUGGCGCGACUAACGCGCGAGGUGCGCGCCCUCUGCCGGCGGAACGAGCCCGCCGCCGCCAGCCCCGAGCGACGUGUGACCAGGAAGAUCAGCCUCACCUGUCACACGCACUGUCUACACCGGGUAACUGUCAUACUAGCCUGUCCACAAGGAGCGACUAACGCAACGAGCCAGCCCCGAGCGACGUGUGACCAGGAAGAUCAGCCUCACCUGUCACACGCACUGUCUACACCGGGUAACUGUCAUACUGUACACUUAGAGCCUGUCCACACGGAGCGACUAACGCAACGAGCCAGCCCCGAGCGACGUGUCACCAGGAAGAUCAGCCUCACCUGCCACACGCACUGUCUACACCGGCCUGUCCACACGGAGCGACUAACGCAACGAGCCAGCCCCGAGCGACGUGUGACCAGGAAGAUCAGCCUCACCUGUCACACGCACUGUCUACACCGGGUAACUGUCAUACUGUACACAGAGCCUAUCCACACGGAGCGACUAACGCAACGAGCCAGCCCCGAGCGACGUGUCACCAGGAAGAUCAGCCUCACCUGCCACACGCACUGUCUACACCGGCGACUAACGCAACGAGCCAGCCCCGAGCGACGUGUGACCAGGAAGAUCAGCCUCACCUGUCACACGCACUGUCUACACCGGGUAACUGUCAUACUGUACACAGAGCCUAUCCACACGGAGCGACUAACGCAACGAGCCAGCCCCGAGCGACGUGUCACCAGGAAGAUCAGCCUCACCUGCCACACGCACUGUCUACACCGGAGCCUAGCGGCGGAAGAGCCGCGCCUUGGCCGCGAGGGGCGGGACACGCGGCUGCGCUCCCCCGCCCCCUCCCCCGCGGGGUCCCCCACCCCCGCGCAACACCCUUCACGCUUCUCCGUGACGCGGGUAACGCCCGAGCGCUCGCCGACCGACACGGUGGCGCUGCGCUCGCAGUACUCAACGCCAUCUAGGUUCAAGGUCGUACAGGUAUCGGAGCCGCCACAGAUCCAAGUACAGUCAGCCACGCCGGAGCAGCCAACCCUGCGGUCCUCCCGGUUCUCCGUCACGCGCAACAUGGACACCAUGUACAACCCCCCCUCGCCCCCGCCCACGCCCAUGGCCACCAAGCACAAGCCCAGCAGUGGCCACCCCACACCCUGCAAUGAUCAAACUAAAGUGACCGAUGACAAACUUAGUGACACUGUCAUCAUUGUCAAAGACACUAGUGUGAAAGAUGGUGGUGAAAAGACAAGUGAUAAAAAUAGUGAUGAAACUGUUGUUAAUAGUGUAAAUAGUGAUACGGUUAGUGAUGUAGAGUUGGAUGACGUUUUCCAAGAUAGGACGGAGACGCUGGCCCACGAGGAGGCCGUUAAUGUAGUAGGUGAUAAAAUUACUAAAACCGAGACGAAAUUAGUUAAAAAUAGCAAAGCUGUGAGUGCGGGUGAGAUGAUAGAUGGGCAGGUGUCCGUUACUGUGAAGGAGACGGUAGAUACGCCCAAAGCUAAGGAGGAAGGAGAUGUAGUGGUCGAGAAACGAGACGACGUCGCUAUGAAACAGAUAGUAGCGAUCACGGAGGAUCUCGGCAACCUUAUCGAGGAGAUGCGAGACAGAACCAAAACCGUUAAACCUGUUAAAGUGAGCGAUUGCACGCAAACUGAUAUAAAUAUAGAUAGCAAAUUAGAUACCUUCGAUGUACCUGUUAUUAAUCGAGAUAAUGUAGUUCUUAAGAAAAACAAAAGCGAAUCGAGCCUGGACAGCCCCGAUCUAGAAGUGUCCAGGCUCAUGAACAAAAGGCUGGGCAGCCCGUUCUGCGACAGCAGUUCCUCGCUGGAAAUAUCCGGAAGCUCCAUGGAGAGUCUGAACGCUAUAGAGCCGACCAAACCUAUAAUUAUUCAAGAAUCCGUUGAAUCGGAUUCUGAACUGGAUAGAAGAAAAACUGAUGUGGUGUUGUCUACCGAGAGCAGUAUAGAAUCCACUAGUGAAGUCACCCCGGUCAACAGCGGGAACUACCUGAACAUGUCUGUCAGCUCCAACGAGAGUGUGUCUCCGAUAAUAUUUGGAAAAAACAAGAAGAUACAUGGGUCUCUCUCUAGCUUGGAGGCGAGCGUGAGCUCCUUGGAGUCCAGACAGGAAAAAGUUAUGGUGACUUCAGCAGAUUCCGGUAUAGAGUAUUCCUUGCAAAAUCCAACAGAGAAUAAAGAAGACAACUCAUCCAACGAAGGCACUUUAACAAACAAUUCGAGUUUAAAGGAAACUGUGAAGAAAGACGGUUUCCAAGCACAUGCGACUCUUACCUGCUCUCCUAAAAGAACUUCUAGUUUGCUCGAUGUGCCCGCGCUGAAAACGAAAGGUUUGGACAGGAUGAGGAAAAUAUCGUGGGUCGCGCCUUCAGCCAGCUUCCAUAUCCCGAGGUCGGAACCGGAGAGGGAAUCCAAAAUGCCCGGCCAUUUAGAAAAAUUACUAAGCCUCUUCCAACACCCCGCCAGUAUAUUCUCUAGAAACUCUGAAGACGACAAGAAAUCCGCUUCAAAUACUCCUCCUAGAAAGGAUUCUUCUGUCACCAGUUCCUUCUGGUCCUGGGGCAGCGCCACAGAGAAGACAGAAGAGAGGGAAGAUGUGGAAAGUCUGUCGGAAGCCACAGAUUCGACUCUGUCGGAGAGAGUCCAAGUUUCUUUCGUCGAUGAGUCUUUCUCGAAGAAACUCGAUAGCAAAACGCCGUCGACGGACACAGACAACACGCUGAGCGAGUUCCAGUCACUGUCACAGUCACAGCAAGGCAACUCGGAGGCGAGCGAGCCGGAUAUAGAUAGAGUUACCGAAAAAACCACCGAUGACAAUUUAGUACAAAAAUGUUUAGGUUUAAGCUUAAGUGACGCUAGCGCCAACGGGAACAAAGACGUGGCGAGAGCGUGUGAUAUAGUAGAUCUCAGUAAACCCAACGACUUAAAUAAAAACUAUGAUACGAGUAAGCGAGACAGCAACAAGAACGGGGAGGAAAAAGAAGAUAAAGACCCGGUCAGACCUAGGUCCUUCGCUGCGGUCUUGAAAGCGUCCGGCUCUGAGAAUACUCCGGACAAGCAGAGUCCGGAAACCGGACAACCGGUUGACAAACUCCCCAGCAAGGUUAUCCGGAACAUCAAAGAAAAUAUAAGCCCUGAAAACACAUUGACUUCCACUAUGACUAAAGCUCUAGCUUUUGAAUUAACGGGGAAACAGGUUAACAACCAACCGAUUGUGAACACUGUUUGGGAAGUGACGUUAGACAAUGAACAUAAAAUAGAGGAGAGGGUAGAUUUAGCGCCUAUAGCUACUAUAGAGGAAACGUGCGACGAGACGAUAGAAAACGCGCAGUUGGAUUACAUUGACGAUAUCAAGUUUAUUGAUGAUAAAAACACUUCGAGCGACAGCGGCGUCACUUUGGAAGGUGAGAAAGGAAAAGAUUUGGAAAGCGUUGACUUGGGUAAAGAUGCAUUAUCUUACCUUAUUUAUGAAAAUCCUAAGGAUACGAAGUCUGAAGCUGAACCUAGCUUAGCACAAGAAUUAAGAGAUGCUGAAAUUAAACAGCAACUUCUAGAUCUAUCACCAGAACUGGUUGUAGAUGCAAUAGAGCCAGAAGUGUUCAAAGAUUUAAAGACAUCACCGGUCGUCCCGGAGAGAGCGAAGCUAAAGAAAGCUAACUCGGCUGAGGACAUCUCGCAGUGCGAGGAAAGUCAGAAGAAAACCAUCGUCUUCAAAGUGCCCGAAGUAACAACACCGAGGGAUAUACCAGAAAGGAGAUCGAAAUUACGAUCGCGAAGCGGUUCAAGUCCCAAAUCUUUGCCGGAGAGUUUGAACAAGCCUUCACCGUUAACCAAAAUGGACUCUAUAUUGUUUAAGAGGAAGAAAAAGGUGUCGUCUCUAGGGAAGAUAGCUCGAGACUCAUUGCUGGCUUUAAACAUGAGUGAAGAUGAGAUAGCAGAGUUCAGACGAUCAUACAAGCUUACUUCGGUUGAAAGUUUGAGGUCUUUGGAGUCCGUUUCUGAAGAUGCAAACUCUCAAAGCGGGGCCUCGGUUGACUCAAGAUGUAGGUCCUGUCUGCGGACCUCGCAGGAGAGCCUCAUGUCUCUGGACUCUAUAAAUGAGGACUGUCGGUGUGGUGAGGAUGAAAAACAGAGUCAAUCCGGAAGAUAAUCGGG
Molecule: messenger RNA, 5852 nt
Organism: Cydia amplana
Lineage: Eukaryota; Metazoa; Arthropoda; Insecta; Lepidoptera; Tortricidae
Exons: 17
Coding region: 325-5847 (1840 amino acids)
Biological process (GO): cell migration; regulation of Arp2/3 complex-mediated actin nucleation
Cellular component (GO): lamellipodium; plasma membrane
Molecular function (GO): protein binding
Source: RefSeq, a predicted model, not a curated record